Molecule: messenger RNA, 488 nt
Organism: Salvia splendens (bonfire salvia)
Lineage: Eukaryota; Viridiplantae; Streptophyta; Magnoliopsida; Lamiales; Lamiaceae
Product: EG45-like domain containing protein
Exons: 3
Coding region: 38-334 (98 amino acids)
Biological process (GO): systemic acquired resistance
Cellular component (GO): apoplast; cell wall
Source: RefSeq, a predicted model, not a curated record
UUCAGUGAUAUAAGAAAUACUACGAUCUAAUUCGAUAAUGGAUUUUGCAAAAAUGAUUAUGUUUGUAUUUGCUGCAGCUACCAUAGUCUCCAUGGCAUCUGCUAUUUCUGGAACCGCCACUUACUACGGUCCUCUAGUUCCAUCAUCAUGCUACGGUUACCAAGACAAAGGCAAGAUGGUAGCAGCUGCAAAUCCAGCACUGUUCACCAUCGUUGAUGUCUGCCCUGGUUGCGCCGCCAACCAGAUCGAUCUCUCUGAGCAAGCUUUCAAAUCUAUUGCGGACCCUAACGCGGGAAAAAUCUGGAUUGAAUAUAGCCCGGGUUUGAAUUUAUGAGCUGGGAGUAGAAGAAUGCUUAUUUCAGUUACCAAUAAUAAGAUCUACUAAUACAUACUCAUAUAAUUUCCUCCCCAAUAAAGUAUGUUCCUGGUGAUAAUACAUUAGUAUGAAAUAACCUUUUGUGUUUAUUUUACUAGACUUGUUGAAUAAA